Molecule: messenger RNA, 446 nt
Organism: Sinocyclocheilus anshuiensis
Lineage: Eukaryota; Metazoa; Chordata; Actinopteri; Cypriniformes; Cyprinidae
Product: cadherin EGF LAG seven-pass G-type receptor 2-like
Exons: 4
Source: RefSeq, a predicted model, not a curated record
CACAUUGGAAAGUAAUGGUUUGCUCUUCUACAACGGUCGGUUUAAUGAGAAGCACGACUUCCUUGCUUUGGAGAUACUGGAUGGACAAAUGGUUCUUAAAUACUCCACAGGUGAGUCAUCUACUCAGGUGAGUCCAUACCUGCCUGGCGGAGUGAGUGACGGCAACUGGCACACCGUUCACAUCCACUACUACAACAAGCCAAAGCGUAGUGUGAGCGGUGACGUUCAGGGUCCGUCUGAUGAGAAGGUCGCUGUCUUGAGUGUAGAUGACUGUGACACAGCCGUUUCUCUGAGGUUUGGCGCUCAGCUCGGCAACUACAGCUGUGCUGCACAGGGAAGACAGACCAGCAGCAAAAAGUCUUUGGAUCUGACUGGCCCGUUGUUUUUGGGUGGAGUUCCUAACCUGCCUGAGAAUUUCCCGUUUAGUACAAGAGAAUUUAUUGGCU